This is a messenger RNA of Penicilliopsis zonata CBS 506.65, 1243 nucleotides long. RefSeq lists its product as hypothetical. NCBI's taxonomy places the organism in Eukaryota, Fungi, Ascomycota, Eurotiomycetes, Eurotiales, Aspergillaceae. The transcript has a single exon. The coding region runs from base 481 to 909 and encodes 142 amino acids. The record is from RefSeq and is a predicted model, not a curated record.
CUUUGUACCACCUUCCGGGGAUAAGCGCCAGCCUUAUCAACAGCUGGUCUUGUUGAGUGUCCUCAGUCAGUGUAAUAUUUUAUUGAGCGUUAUCCCCUCUGAUAUUUUCUCGUUUUUGUAUCUCAACUUUCCAUCAUUUAUCGGGUGAACGACGAGAGUUUCCCCUCUCCACACGUCAUCUACUACAGAGCCCUGGGUCUCAACCCCACGAGCCGUUAGCUUGAGACAUCGCUCUUACUCCUCUUCAUCCUUACUUCUAUCCUCCGUCCACGUCACGCCCUUGGUGGUGCUGUCUCUUCGUCAUCCGGCCUUGACAAGUCGAUCUAGUGCGGGGAAGAGUAGUUAUCGUGAAGUAAUUACUCCUCUGGACCUACUUCCACCAGGGUGCUCCACCUGUGUCAGGCCAUAUACAUAUCGUUUGGCCUUAUCUACGCUUCACGUCGGCCCUUGCCAAGUCCCUUUCGCUUUGCACCCUACACGAUGGAUCGAAACCUGAGAACUACCUAUAACCUGCGAUCGCUGAACCCGUCCAAUCCAGUGAUUUCCACAUCAACAACAUCAUCCCAUAAUACCGACAACACCGACCAAACGUCUGGUUCACUGGCUUCAACAACCUCAAAGAACGAUGGCCCACAGAUGAUGGGCGGACAGCAUCAGACAGUUUAUCAUCAUUAUCACCAGCAGCAUCAUUAUCAUCAUCAAAACCAUCAAGCACAAGCCAAGACAGUGCAAGCUCCCGGUGUUAUCGCUCCCUCUGCCAUAGCCGCAGCGUAUCCCCAUAAGAUCAAUGGGAUGGGCGGGCCAACUGCAACCACGCCGUUCUUGCAGGACCUCAAACUCGUGGCGGAGGCGGCGAAACGAGCUCAAAUGUCGGUUGUCACGCGUGAUCUAGAGAGCGUCACUCUCUAGGCUUCAGACUCUCGAGUCGGAGUCGGACCAGAGACUUUUUCCCUCUUCUUUCCCUUUCCCUUUCUCCCUAUAUAUAUAUAUAUAUAAUAUAUAUUACUAUUGAAGCGAGCUGGUCUACCGAGGAUCGGAGUAUGGAAAGUGGAGCAUGAAGAUUUUACGAACACGAACCUAGCGACGACAUCAUAUUGUUUACUUUUCUUUUCUUUUUUCUCUUUUUUUUUGGUAGUUGGGACUGGCGCAGGCAAUCUUUCGAUGGAUACAUCGCUUACAGAGCAACCAGACUACCUUUGCUAUUAAUCAUCUAGUUAUGGAGUUCACUUACGUAGUACCCAAC